Molecule: messenger RNA, 1544 nt
Organism: Ochlerotatus camptorhynchus
Lineage: Eukaryota; Metazoa; Arthropoda; Insecta; Diptera; Culicidae
Product: reticulon-4-interacting protein 1 homolog, mitochondrial
Exons: 4
Coding region: 36-1226 (396 amino acids)
Cellular component (GO): mitochondrion
Molecular function (GO): oxidoreductase activity
Source: RefSeq, a predicted model, not a curated record
UUUUUAAUCAGUUUAAUAUCACGUAUAUACACAAGAUGCUUACCAAACAAUGCAUCCGCACCGUGGUUCAACACCUAGCUGGUUCACGUUACAUGUCCACGGCUCCAGCCGGAGCUCAAUCCUGCAGCAGAAAGGUUCGUCCCAUCAGCAAAAUGUGUGGCUGGCAGAUACAUUCGUACGGCAGUCUGGAUGAAGUUGAAUACAGCGACAAUCUGAAGAUGCCGAUCAUAACAUCACCAAAUCAACUGCUGGUCAAGGUGACGGCUUCAUCCGUAAAUCCAAUUGAUGUUGCAAUGAUUAAGGGUUACGGAGCAGCAGUACUGAACAGAAUGCGAUCCGAAAUCAAUAUCGAAUUUCCGUUAACGCUGGGUCGGGAUUUCUGCGGAGAAAUUGUUCAGAAAGGUCUAGGCGUAUCUAGUCGUGAUUUGGAUGUUGGAGAUGAGGUGUGGGGCGUUUGUCCUGUUCAGCAGCAAGGCUCUCAUGCAGACUACGUUGUAGUGGACCGAUAUUGCCUUUCAAAGAAACCGGAAAAUCUCACCAAAGUUGAUGCCAGUGCAGUGCUGUAUGCAGGUCUGACAGCAUGGUCUGGGUUAUACCUAACGGGGCAGCUAGGCAAUUUGAUCGGUGCGAUUUCACCGGUCGGCGGUGGACGAGGUAAAAAGGUGCUGGUUCUUGGGUCGGCAGGUGGCGUAGGAACAUUGGCAGUACAGAUGUUACUGGCCGAAGGUGUUGAAGUGUACGCAACGUGUUCAACAGACGCCAUGGAAAUGGUGCAAAAUCUGGGCGUCGAUUACAUAUUCGAUUACACUGAUCCUGCUCAUGUACAGAAUUUAUCACAUGCUGGAAAAUUUGACAUAGUCCUGGAUUGCGCCGGGAAAGGAACAGAAUACGCUACGACUGUACCGUGGAGGUUCGAACAGUACAUCACGUUCAAUUCACCUGUUCUGAAGAAUAUAGAUGAUAAUGGAUUUGCCACCGGUAUGUAUCAGAAUGCCAUCAGCAUGGUUCGCAAUAAUAUGGCUUCGGUUACUGCGCAGAAUGGACUGGUAAAAUGGGGCUAUUUUGUUCCGGCUCCGCAAGGCAUCGCAUACCUGCAGAAGUUGGUUGAAAAGGGAAAGCUGUUGCCCAUAAUCGAGAAAGUAUUUCAAUUUGAUCGUACAUCGGAUGCGUAUGCUCGUGUGGAAGAAAAACACCUGAGGGGAAAAAUUGUGAUAGAUUACAACUGAAAAGACGAAUAAAGAUGUAGUUGUAUGGUUACUGUUAUAUUUUACGUGCAUUAUCGAAAUAAAAUCCUAUUAAUAAUACAUCGCAAAUCAAACCUACCAAUGUCCUCAGAUCUGAAAAUUUUACAAAUAAAACUGUUACACAACACUCAAUCAAAGUCCUUUGCACAAGGAAAGUGCCUAGAUUUCCUUAUCUGUGCAAAACGUAAUCGGUACAACCUGAGGUGCAUCUACGGACGAGGUUUGCGCGGGUACCUUCAACAAGCUCAAUGUGACUUCUAGAUGUCCAUAAGAGCAAAAAUAUCAAACGCUGAUUAGCUG